UAAUAACAAAGAACCAAACCAAAACCACUGUAUACACUGUUUCUUCCUAUAAAUUACAUUCACCACUGUUUUUCUCGACUCAUUUUUGUUUCAUUUUCAACACUCACUUUGUUUCCUCCGUCCUUAGAUCUCAGAUCUCUUGCAAUGUCUUCCAUUACAGGAACCUCCAUGUCCCUCCUCUCUCUCUCCAACCAAUCUAUGGUUUGUACCAGGAUCUCUGGUCCAAGAUCAGUUUCCCUUUCAAUGAAGGGAACAAAUUUUCCAUCAAUUACUUUGCAGCCAAGAGGACCAAGAUUUCAAGUUAAAUGUGCGGCUAAACCAGAGACUGUGGAGAAGGUGUGUGACAUAGUCAAGAAACAAUUGGCCCUGCCAGAAGGUUUGACUGUUACCGGAGAGUCUAAAUUUACUGCACUCGGAGCUGAUUCUCUUGACACGGUUGAGAUUGUGAUGGGACUUGAGGAAGAAUUUGGCAUUAGUGUAGAAGAAGAAAGUGCCCAGAGCAUCACAACUGUUCAAGAAGCUGCUGACAUGAUUGACAAGCUUCUUGAGACCAAAGCUUAAACUAGCAAAGAGGACUUAAAUGUCCAUUUUGGAGGGUUUUUUUUUGUUGCUAUGUUAUCUUUGGUGUGUCAGUUUGAUUGAUCUUCAUGUAACUGCUAGAUCUUUUCUGGACCAUAAUAGGAUUACAAUAAUACUAGAUUUUAUCUUAAUUUUGUAGAACUUGUGUCUUUUUCUUUACCUAUCAAAUGAAAUUUGCUCUUAAAAUUUGCUAUCUUGAGAGAAAUACUACUACAAACCAUUUGGAUGGUUGAUUGCCAAA
This is a messenger RNA of Cicer arietinum (chickpea), 820 nucleotides long. Its product is annotated as acyl carrier protein 1, chloroplastic-like. Gene Ontology annotation, biological process: fatty acid biosynthetic process. Gene Ontology annotation, molecular function: acyl carrier activity; phosphopantetheine binding. Lineage: Eukaryota; Viridiplantae; Streptophyta; Magnoliopsida; Fabales; Fabaceae. The record is from RefSeq and is a predicted model, not a curated record.